Messenger RNA from Daktulosphaira vitifoliae (grape phylloxera), 2071 nucleotides. RefSeq lists its product as uncharacterized. Bases 192 to 1253 code for a protein of 353 amino acids. The transcript is spliced from 5 exons. The record is from RefSeq and is a predicted model, not a curated record. NCBI's taxonomy places the organism in Eukaryota, Metazoa, Arthropoda, Insecta, Hemiptera, Phylloxeridae.
UGACAAUCGGUGACGUUCUUAACAUUAAGUAUUAAGAAUAUUGUAUAACUAUUUUUUUAGUUGGUUUAAUAAGUUCAAUAAUUUUUUUAUUUUAAUUAAAACUCUAUUUUAAUUAACAGUUAUGCAAUGACGUUUAUCAUACAUUAAAAAUUAAUUUUAAAAAUUACUGCUAAAUUCAACUGAUAUUUACAAUGCGUUUAAUUCUCAUAAAUUUGUUAAUGAUUUUGUUGUAUUUCAACCAUUCCACGGCUUAUAUUUACAAAGUGUUGGAAAAUGAUAGUGUUUGUUCAAUUAGUUUUAUUUCAAAUAAUUUGAAUUUAAUUGGCCGUGAAGAUCAAUCUGCUAUGGUCAUUAAAGAGAGUAGAUAUUUUCAUCAUUGGAGUGGACAACGUGAAUUCAAAUGUCGUUUUACUGUAACUUCUACUUUAGGCCUUGGUAUAUUUGCUGUCAUACAGCGCUUAUCUUUUAGACGAAAUUCCAAAGGGCAAUGUAUUGACUACAUUCAAUUUCGACAUGCUGAGAAAACUAUUAGUUUUGCUGAUAUUUUUAAUGUCAAAAUUAAAUCAUCUGAAAAAUGGGGUGAUAAGAUCUGUGGUAAGAUAGAUGCAUUAGAAGUUGGCAUUGAUGCUGAAGAAUUCAACAGUAAUAGUAGUGAAGAAAUAAAUGAAGAUAAACAAGUUAUGAAUUCAUUUAUUGACAACAGAGGAUUACUUGAAGUUGUAAUACAUAUUGGCAAUAAAUCUUUAGAGGAAGGUGAAGAAUUGAACUUUGAAAUAGUUUUUACAGCAUAUCAGCAAGAUUGUAGAUUUGAGUCAAACAUUUGGAAAAGUUGUGGAUCAAAAACAUGCAUUUAUAAAGACUUUUUUAAUGAUGGUAAACUCAAUUGUCCUUAUAAAAGCUGCAAAGAUGAAGGUGGAUGUCGUUCAGUAUUUACAUUGAACGGAAAUAGUGAUCGUUUUGAUUCAACAUUUGGAACAAAAAUUUUAGCUGGAACAGUUGCUGGCUUGUUUACCAUGUUUGUAGCUUUUAUUGCAUUCUUAUGGCUAUUCAGGCAUUGUGGUACAGUUUUUUGUUGUUUAAGUCCUCCUAAUCCUCAUCCUCAUUCUUCAGAAAUGCAACCUGUACCCAAUAUUGAUAAUAUUGGUAUUAUGGCCUCUGCCCCACCUGAUUCAGUAGUUGCUAGUGGAGCUGAAAUUAGAGCACCGGAUAAAGAUCUCCCACCCUCAUAUGAAUCAUUGUUUCCUGAUAAAUAAGAACUGAUAAAUUUUAACUUAUUAAUAUUUAUUAACUAGGUUUUUUAUAGAUUUUUUUUUAUAACUGUUAUUGAUUGAAAUGCUUUUGACUUUAAAUCACGAACAAAUUAUAUUUAUACAAACCAGUGAUAAUUUAAAUACUAUAGUAAUUAGUCUUUAUAAAAUAUAUGGUACUGAUUAUAGUUGUUAGGGUAACACUCUUACUAUAAUAGGUUAUAUUUAUUCACCAAUAAUUUUUUAUUAAUUUUAUAGAGAACAAUUUUGAAACAAAAUUAUUUAAAAAUAAUCCUUGCUGUAUAAAAUUAUAUCACAAUGAAUAUAAAAUAUUUAUUAAAAUUUUAAUUCAAAUAAUAGAUAAAUAACUUAAAAUUAAAACUUUUUCCUUCUUUUUUAUUUGACUUUAAUAAUUGUAUAUAUUUAUAUAUUAUAUUCAUAGUUAAUGUGUAUAUAAUUUUUCUAACAUGAUAAAUCAUUUUUAGUAAGUUUAAAUUUUAAACCAGUUAUAUCAUGAAAUUUUGUAAAUAGUGUAAGAUAUAAUAUUUUCAGGCUUGUAAUUAAAAAAAAAAACAGAUUUUUUUAUACUUAGUAUUUUUAUUUUGUGUAAGUAUGGUCUAUAUAAUUUGCGCAAUAGUUCCAGAUUAAUAGGUAUAAAAAUUUCAAUCCCUCUUUUUACAUGUGAAACUAAUAAUUUAAUAAACAUAAUAUUUUAUUAUUAAAUUUUAAUUUUUAUCUGCCUACUCAUUAAAGAUAAAUAAUUAAAUAAAGAUAAAACACUGAAAAUAUAAGUGUUAUGAUUAAAUAUAUUUUACUUAUAUAUA